Molecule: messenger RNA, 627 nt
Organism: Vicia faba (fava bean)
Lineage: Eukaryota; Viridiplantae; Streptophyta; Magnoliopsida; Fabales; Fabaceae
Source: the annotation of a GenBank genome assembly
AUGCAUAUGGGCUCAAAGCAAUGCAGUCUAGCCCGGGUUAGAGGAGUUGUCCUCUUCGUUCGUCAACGGCGGCGCGAUACCCCUAUCAACGGCGAUCUCCGUUGUCUUCUUCGCAAUGACCUCCGCUGUGAUUGUUAUCAUUUCUUCAUCUUCAACCUUCUUCAACCUCCUUCAACAACUUCAACUCCCUCUAAAUUAUUCUGCAACAUCCCGUCAAUAGAAGGAGCUGCACCGUCGAAGUUGGAUCGGAAAUGUAGUCGAGGUGAAGAUUGUAACGUCGAGCUGAAACAAGGGCGAAGGGAGAUGAUGAGCCGCCGCUUGCAUGAAAGAGAACAUGUUGAAGAAGAUCGAAGCAACGAAGGUAAUGAUUUUCAUUGGAGUUUGAAGCGGAGAUCGAAGGAGAUAGAGGUGGCUUUGUUCGUUUCACGUAUGGGGGCACAAGUUUACACCGAUCAGAAGAGUAUUGCACGCCUCUCAGCUUUGGUUUCAAUACAUCUUAACUUUUGGAUUUCGAAGCCGCAAUUUGACCAUGUCUACACCUCAAUUUCGUCUUUGGAAUUCAAAGGUAUCUUUCAGCAUUCGUCUUUUCCGUUUCUGAAAACCACUUCUUCUUCUUCGAUUUCUUAG